This is a messenger RNA of Vicia faba (fava bean), 3681 nucleotides long. The record is from the annotation of a GenBank genome assembly. Lineage: Eukaryota; Viridiplantae; Streptophyta; Magnoliopsida; Fabales; Fabaceae.
AUGACUCCACUUAUAACAUUAGGGAGUAAAAAGACUUUAAACCAUCAAGACCUUCCUCUUCUUUCUGCCAAUGACACUGCCUAUGGAUCUUUUUCUACUUUUAGAAAAAGGCUUCAGUUGGAGUGUGGUAAUGUUAGGACUGUGGCAACUAUUAAGCUCGUCAAGCUGCUCUUCUUAUCAACAUGGAAAGAGAUUCUUAUAUCUGGCUUAUUUGCAUUCUUGUACGUAUGUGCUACUUAUGUAGGACCCUACCUUAUUGAAAAUCUUGUUCAAUAUCUCAAUGAUGAAAACAAGGUUCAAAAUCAAGGCUAUGUUUUGGCUACGGCAUUUGUUGUGGCAAAGCUUGUUGAGUGUCUUUCGCAAAGGCACUGGAUGUUUAAGUUUCAACAGGUUGGUGUUAGGAUGCAAGCAAUGUUGGUGUCAAUGAUCUAUGCUAAAGGUUUGACACUGUCGGGUCAAUCAAAAGAGGGACAUAGCAGUGGCGGAAUCAUCAACUUAAUGACUGUUGAUGCUCAAAGGAUAGGUGAGUUUUGUUGGUAUAUGCACGAUAUAUGGAUGGCUGUUCUACAAAUUUCUCUGGCUUUGUUUAUUCUUCAUAGAAGUGUCGGGGUUGCUUCAGUGGCCGCUUUUGCUGCAACUGUUAUUGUGAUGUUGCUAAACCUUCCUGUGACUUCACUGCAAGAGAAGUUCCAAGCUAAGUUAAUGGAGUUCAAGGAUAAAAGAAUGAAGGCGACGUCUGAGGUUCUAAUGAACAUGAGGAUUCUCAAACUGCAAGCAUGGGAGAUGAAGUUCUUAUCAAAGAUUAUUCAGCUCAGGAAGUUAGAGGAGACAUGGCUAAAAAAAUUUCUUAUUGGGAUUCCACUUGAAUCAGGAAAGAUCUUAUCCGCUCUUGCAACAUUUCGAAUUCUCCAAAUGCCUAUCUAUGGUCUUCCUGACACAAUUUCAAUGAUUGCACAAACCAAAGUUUCCCUCGAUAGGAUCGUCACUUUUCUUCGUCUAGAUGAUUUGCAGGCUGAUGUAGUGGAGAAGCUUCCGCGAGGUAGUUCUGAUAUAGCAAUUGGAAUAGUUGAUGGAAAUUUCUCUUGGGAUCUUUCCUCUGUCAAUACAACUUUGAAAAACAUAAACCUCAGAGUUAGUCAUGGUAUGAGGGUUGCUGUAUGUGGUACUGUUGGAUCAGGCAAGUCGAGUUUACUUUCUUGUAUAAUAGGUGAAAUACCAAAGAUAUCUGGUAACUUGAAGGUGUGUGGAACUAAGGCUUAUGUUGCUCAAUCACCAUGGAUACAGAGUGGAAAGAUAGAAGAGAACAUACUGUUUGGAAGAGGGAUGGAUAGGGAAAAGUAUGAGAAGGUUCUAGAAGCAUGUUCGUUGAAGAAAGACCUAGAGGUUUUACCAUUUGGUGAUCAGACCAUUAUUGGAGAGAAGGGAAUUAAUCUGAGUGGUGGACAGAAGCAAAGAGUACAAAUAGCGCGUGCACUUUACCAAGAUGCCGAUAUAUAUCUUCUCGAUGAUCCCUUUAGUGCCGUUGAUGCUCAUACAGGAUCCCAUAUCUUUAAGGAGUGUUUGCUUGGCCUUUUGAAAACAAAAACUGUGAUCUACAUAACACAUCAAGUAGAGUUCUUACCUGACGCUGAUUUGAUACUUGUCAUGAAAGAAGGAAGGAUAACUCAAUCAGGAAAAUACAACGACAUUCUUACGUCAGGAACUGAUUUUAUGGAACUUGUAGGCGCACAUAGAGCAGCGUUGUCUUCAGUUAAGUCCUUAGAGAGAAGGCCUACGUUCAAAACAUCCGGAGAAGACACAAGUUCAUUAAGUGAUUUUGAACUUGAGCAAGAAAUCGAAAAUGUAGAUGAUCGAAACAGCAAGUUAGAUGAGACAAUUGUGUCGAAAGGCCAACUUGUUCAAGAGGAAGAACGUGAAAAAGGUAGUGUUGGGUUUAAAGUGUUUUGGAAAUACAUAACAACAGCUUAUGGAGGAGCUCUUGUACCUUUCCUAUUGCUUUCACAGAUACUCACUGUGGUUUUACAAAUCGCAAGCAAUUAUUGGAUGGCUUUGGCAACUCCUGUUUCCGCAACUGAAGAACCUGAUAUUGGAAACUUUACUCUGAUGGUUGUCUAUGUUUCUUUGGCUAUUGGAAGUUCCAUUGGCACCCUUGGCAGAGCCGUUCUUGCUGCGAUAGCUGGAUACAAGACCGCCACCAUGCUCUUCAAUCAAAUGCAUUUGAGCUUCAUUCGAGCGCCAAUGUCAUUUUUUGAUUCCACCCCAAGUGGAAGAAUUCUUAAUAGAGCCUCGUCAGACCAAAGUGCAGUAGAUAUGAACAUCUCAAAUCUAGCAUGGGGUGUCACCUACAAUAUGGUUCAGCUAUUGGGAAGUAUUGCUGUGAUGUCUCAAGCAGCAUGGCAGGUGUUCAUAGUAUUGAUUCCUGUCAUGGCAGCUUGCAUUUGGUACCAGCGAUACUACUCAGCAUCAGCACGAGAAUUGGCACGAUUAACUGGUGUAUGCCAAGCGCCGGUUAUACAACAUUUUUCUGAAACGAUAUCCGGAUCAACAACCAUAAGAAGUUUUGAGCAAGAAUCAAGAUUUACUGAAUUGAAUAUGCAAUUGAUCGACAAAUAUUCCCAACCUAAAUUAUACAUUGUUAGUGCAAUGCAAUGGUUGAAUUUCAGAUUGGAUCUUUUAUCCUCUACCAUAUUUGCCUUCUGCUUGGUUUUCUUGGUAUCUUUUCCAAGUUCAAUUGCUGAUCCUAGUAUUGCGGGAUUGGCUGUGACAUAUGGAAUUAAUCUAAAUGCUAUACAAUCUAAUUUAAUCAGGUUUCUUUGCAAUUUGGAGAACAAAGUUAUAUCUGUAGAAAGAAUACUUCAGUACACCUCCAUCCCAAGUGAAGCACCUCUUGUAAUAAAAGACAAUCAACCCGAUCAUUCUUGGCCAUCAUUCGGAGAGGUUCAUAUCCAGAAUUUGCAGGUUCAAUAUGCUCCUCACUUGCCUCUUGUUUUGCGUGGACUAAAAUGCACUUUCACCGCUGGAGCAAAAACUGGCAUUGUCGGAAGAACUGGAAGUGGAAAGUCAACGCUUGUGCAAGCACUUUUCAGACUUGUUGAACCUGUCGCAGGACAAAUAUUGAUAGAUAACAUCAACAUCUCAUUGAUUGGAAUCCAUGAUUUACGGUCCAGACUCAGCAUAAUUCCUCAGGAUCCAACAAUGUUUGAAGGGACUGUAAGAAGCAACCUCGACCCCCUGGAAGAAUACACAGAUGAACAAAUUUGGGAGGCUUUAGAUAUGUGCCAACUAGGAGAUGAAGUGAGGAAGAAAGAAGGAAAGCUCGACUCAACAGUUACUGAGAAUGGAGAAAACUGGAGCAUGGGUCAAAGACAGUUAGUUUGCCUCGGCCGUGUUUUACUUAAGAAAAGCAAGAUAUUGGUGCUUGACGAGGCUACUGCAUCAGUUGAUACAGCAACAGAUAAUAUUAUUCAGCAGACAGUUAAGCAAUAUUUCUCUAAUUGCACGGUCAUUACUAUUGCUCAUAGAAUAACUUCAAUCCUCGAUAGUGACAUGGUUCUGUUUCUCAGUGAAGGACUUAUUGAGGAAUAUGAUUCUCCAAAGAAGCUGCUUAAGGACAAAUCUUCAUCUCUUGCUCAACUAGUUGCAGAAUACACAAGGAGAUCAAACACUGGUUUUGGAAGUUGA